UCUGCAACACACUACAUUUUGUGUUUGUCAUGUUGGCUACCCUGACGUAAUUUUACGCGCACAUGCGCAGAACGACAGGUGGUCGCCGACUCGAACCAGCCGUCCCGACCGAACCUAUCGACUUCUCAUCCUCAUCAUCAGCCGCUUUCGUGCUCUAGCAAGAACGACAUGCAGUGCUUUGUGUUCAAGUGGUCGUGGUGACAUGGCGUCUCUUUUAUAAGAUUGUGGAAGGUGUUAAUUCUUUCAAAAUAUCGUUUAUUUACAAUGAAUGUGAACUAUGAUCGUGUUUGUAGACUGUGCUUGUCAUCUCGAGGCGAAUUACUGCCCAUUUUUCCUACCACCAGUUCGGAUGACUCGGAACCUCCCAUCCUCGCAGUGAAAAUCAAGGAUUGUGUUUCUGUUCAGAUAAACGAAAAUGACGACCUGCCUACUAAUGUCUGCAGGAAAUGCAUGGACAAUGUCAAUAACUGGCAUGUAUUUAAAAACGUAUGUGAAAGGACACAAAACAAACUACUGUCUCUAAAAGAUGGCAGCCAACUAGAAGAGGUAAAAAUAAAGAGUGAACCACUAUCUGAUGAGGCUUAUGAUGAUGGAGUGGUUAUUGAUGGCUCAUAUCCUGACAUUGAGAAUGCCAGUUCAAACAAAGUGCAACCUGAAGGUCCCCCAAUCUUGGCUUCAUUGGGGCUCACGCCAAGGAGUGAUAAGGGGGCGGAAAGUGAGAAUAACGAAGAUGAAGAGGACGAGGAAGAGAUGAAUGAACCGGCUCAAACAUUCCCCAAGAUGCCCCACAUGCCCGAGGUGUCCAUCACAGUGAUGCGGCCCACCGGCGAGACCCUACACGCCCGGCAAGGCAUCCACCAGCUCGCUUCCAAAGACUGCCUGGUCUGUGGCCGCUCCUACAGGUACUCACACAACGCCCGCCGUCAUGAACUCACCGCUCACGGCUUCGAUAGAUAUACAAACAAGACAACACCCAAGAAAACUCUCACUCACCUGCAACCCAAACUCAGACCCAACCCGUUCAACCCCAAAGCGAGGAUGAUGCCGAAUCCUAUUAAUCAUAAGAUGCAAUUUAUGAACAAAAAUAUGUCAGCAAAGAAAAUACCAAUGAAAGUAGUAACGCCCCAACGACCCAUUCAAAUAAAAUCGUUGAAGGCAAAUCAAAAUAACUUACCUUAUCCUCUUCGCAUUAAAGCGCUUAAAGAUUUACAAAUAAAGAAAAAAGAACCCCAAAUACUAAAGACUUUAUUGACGUCUAAGCCUGAAGUUCUAGUAUCGGAACCUGAGAUUUUAAAUUCUGGUCCUGAAAGUCCGGAAACUUUAAUUUCUGAACCUGAAAUUGCAUCUUUUCAAGUUGAAGCUAUUCUUUCGGAGCCAGAUGCCGAUGCAUAUGAUCCAAACCCAGGCGACGAGGAUGUCGAUGGAGAUGGUGAUAUGCAUAACAAUCAAAAUCAAAACUAUGACACUGUUGAUAUGGACUCUGAGAACGAAAUUGAAAUUGCCCGUCAGCAAGGUAUUGAACAAGAUGGUGAUGAAAACGCUGAUGGGGAUGAAAAUACGGAACAAGAUGACGAUAAUAUGGAAGGUGCUAUGAGCGAUAAUGAUAAUGACAAUGACAAAGAUGUUAUCGAUGAAAAUGCAGAAAGUCGGGAAAACAUGGAUGGGGAUGACAGCACUGUUAAACCUGAUACAGAGAAGGACGAUGAGGAGGGUCAAGAAGAUAGAGAAAAUGAAGAGAUGGAAAUGAAUAAUGACCAAGACGAACAAGAGGAAGACGAUGACGAUGACCUUCCUAUGUCAUUAGCACCAGUCGUUGAAAUAAAUGAGGACAUGCAAGCUAACUUGUUCAACAGUGAGAUGCAUGAAGAUGAUGACGAUCUUGACGCAUCCGCCGAUCCCAACGAAACCGUUGAUGAAGAAGAGCAGGUCAAGGAACUCGACCCGGACAAAACAUAUGUUACGAAAACCCAAAGAGAUUUUAUCCAUAAAUAUCGUGACAUCAUUGAACAAAUUAAUACGAAACGCUGUCUUUGUUGUGACAGGGAACAUCCGCGUAGGAAAGCGGUUAUACAACACUUACAGAAAAAUGGGCACAAGGUCCCGAAGCACACAUGCUACAACUGUGUUGUCACAUUCAGUCAUAUUGGUGCUCUGCUCAGCCAUAUGAGGUCAAAUUCAUGUACAAAUUUGUGGAAGAUAAUAUACAACGAAAACGGUAUCACAGAUGAUUUGGUCAUAGAAGAUGAGCCUAAGGAGAUCAAGGUGCAAACCAAAGACAUUUUCAAUGCUCGAUCAUAUGCUUGCAAGCUUUGCCCAGCUAAGUUCCAAUUGAAACAGUUUAUUAUGAAACACGUUUUAGAUACGCAUGAAGAUGGACAAUCUAGAAUGCCACUUUGUUGUGUUCACUGCCGCGCUAGGUUCAAAGAUAAAAGCUUAUUGAAGAAACACAUUCGCAAAGGUGAUUGUACGGUGUAUGUUGCAUGUGAUUUGUGUCCAGAGAAGUUCGGUAAUAUGCAAGACUUCAAUGACCACGCCUUAGCAAUUCACGCCGGUAGUUUUGAUCAGUCAGAUAACCAAAGUAAAUGUGUUGAUGGUCGGCCUACCGACUGUCCGCUGUGUGGUAAGAAAAACAGCAGCUAUCCGAAUUUAGUAAAACAUUUGAAGAUUAUACACAGUGAGGAGAAGCCUCACUAUUGCCAACAUUGCGAAUCUAAAUUCGAACAAGCUACUGAUCUUAACAAGCAUAUUUACAUGGAGCAUUCUGACAGAACAUUAGGAAUGGCAAGCAACGAGCCGGACAUGUCAAUUGUAAAAGAAGAAGCUGAGGAGUACCAUUAUUCAUGUACGGAAUGUAAUGCCAUAUUUGAAACUGUCGACGCGUGGACUGAUCACCAAGUGGCCGAACACAACCAAGUAGCUCACCACUGUGACCAAUGCGACAAGAAGUUUUUGCGUCCGUCCGAACUCGCAGAACAUAAGAACACUCACUUAAGAGUCAAGUUCUACCCAUGCAGUGUGUGCCCUAAUUCAUACAGUACUCCUCAGAAAUUGUCUGAACAUGUACAGCAGUCUCACCCUGGCGUAGGUGCAGUAGCAGCAGCUGAUUCAGAAUUCUUCUGUGAUAUUUGCAUCAGAUCAUUUAAAAGUCGCCAAGCGUAUUCAAAUCAUAUGCGUAUACACGCUAAAGUACCAACAACUAACAGAAAACCAGGCCAACCGGGUGAAAUUAAGGGUGGAUUUGCUCCACAAAUUAUCGGAAAACCCAUCAAACAAUACCCUGUGGUACAACCAGGGUUUGUAUCAUUUAAACCAAACUAUAAUAUUCCCAAUGCUCCGUAUUCCUGUGAUAUUUGCGGAAAAGGUUUCAUGCACAAAAAGAAUAUUUGGAAGCACAAGAAAGUAUUGCAUGCUGACAUUUUAGUUGAUAGGCACGACAGCGAAGAAAAUACAAUGCAUGCGUCAACUGAAGAAGAAGAAUUCAAUCCUGAUGAAAACGGUGCCAUUCUCUCAACGCCACAAUUUAAUAGUUUUAACUUUACUAAUUUCCCAAACAAUAUACAGCAGUCAUCCCAAGAGUCUAUGCCUUAUUCUUGCGAAUUAUGCUUUAAGCGAUUCCCGUUGAAGACUAGUUUGUGGAAACAUAAACGUGCUAAACAUGGAAUUGUUAACCCUGGCACCAGCGCCGGUAGUGAUACGCCCACGCAAUCGGCGAGUGGUGAGGGUAGUAGUAGUAGUAGAUCCAGUUGCACAAUAUGCAGGAUCACUUUUACAGAUAAGAAAUCAUACUAUCGCCACCGAAAGAUUGUUCACAAGUCCACCGUUCAAAUGUGUAAAUUAUGUGGCAAAUCUCUUAACUCACCUCUGGAAUUGUACGAACACUUGAAAGCAGUUCAUGCCAGGGAAUUGCUUGGAUAUAAUGCUAAUCAGGGGUCUAGUAAAUCUCAGGAUAUGUCCCAAGACAUGGAAGCAGAAUACGAGAACGAUCAGGAGGUAGACCCCAGUGUCGAUUACCAAGCACGAUACCCUUGCGAUACUUGUGGUAAACAAUUUGUAGGGUUACUGGCACUGCAGAAUCACCAAUGUAUUAAUCAGAUGCCUUCGCAACCACAAACUUUUGAUUGCGAGAUCUGUCACAAGAGUUACACAUCGAUAUCUGCAUUAAAAAGUCAUCGAGGUUGGCAUCUAAGAUCACCUGACGGAAAGGCGGCUGCAAAUAAUUCCGGACUCUGGAUGCCCCAGCACAAAGUAACCAGCAAGAUAAGCAAACACGAGGUCGUGGACCCUGUACAACUUGCUAAAGUCACCCAUACCCCUUCUGCCAGCCCAGCGCCUUCCGCUUCCGUAGCGAAACGGAGAUUACCGCCGGAAGUUGAAGUGACAGUCGUCAACCCCAACAAAAAACUGCGAUCUGAUGAUUCAGUAGAGUUGGAACAAAGUACUGGCACCCUCGAAGAUAGAUACUGUAAUAUUUGUGAUAAAGAAUUUACCAAACGGGCUGCAUAUCAGCGGCACAUGGACGAGGUACAUCAACCAAACUCAGUUUUUUGUCCGGUCUGCGAAAAGAGUUUUACGAGAAAGUCGACGUUACUCAUUCAUAUGAAGAAACAUUAUGAGACUGGCGAAGGCGGUAGUUCCUCCGUGACUGGUCAAGGUGAUGAUGAGAUGUACAAUUGUGAUUUGUGCGGAGCUCAGUACGACAACGAGCAGGCGCUGAGAGCCCACCGCGUGCGGCAUCACGGCGAGGAGUCCGCGGAGGAGAGCGACGACGGCAGCGUGGCCGCGCCGCCGCCCGGCGAGUUCACCUGCGGACAGUGCGGCGACGGCGUGGCCACGCCCAGGGACCUCAUCGCGCACCGCACCAUGCACGCGACGCCCACCAAGUUCUUCUGCAACAUAUGCAAGGUGUACUUCGCCCGCGCGCUCGACCUCUCGUCGCACACUCGGGCGCGACACUCGGACAACGAAAAGGUAUUCUUCCCUUGUGCCAUGUGCGACAAAUUUUACAUGAACAAGAAGAGUUUACAACGGCAUAUCGAGAUGGCUCAUUGAUCAACGCCUGAAGCUAAUUAAACUUCACUAGUUAUAAUUGAUAGUAUGAAAGCGAUGCGCGUUUCUACUGUGUUAGUAAUUAUAUUACUAGACUUCUUAUGCUGUGGUAACAAAUGAAUAAUUGAUAGCUACAACACAUUGUACAUACAUUUGUUCUAUACAGACUCACUAUUGAUGCAGCGCGGCUGUUCUUAAAUGAUAUUGAUUUAUUAUCAUUUUAAUUAUGUCAUUCCUUGACUUAUGAUUUGAAUUGAGAAUCAAGUUUUUAUUUUUUUCACUAUUUCUCGUCAAAGCCUUUGCUCACGAAUUGUGUUAUUUAUUAUACUAUUCUGUCCAUAGUGAUAUGAAGACUGUUACAGAUUCAAUUUGAUGUAAUGGUUUAUAUGGACUCACUUGGACUCUUAGGUCUAUAGAUAUGUAAGUACCUAUCAUAAUUUACUAAAUAAAUUAUGAAGUUAAGUAAGUAAAUAUUAAUAGCAAACUAUUCUAUUUUUGAAUAUUGGAAUCACGGGCCAAAUUUGUGAAACAUAGUCAAAAUCAGUCAACCAGUGUUUAGUAAGUGUGUAAGAAUUUGUUUCUUAAUGUAUGAUUAUUUUUUAAAUCGACAAAUUUAAAUAUAAUGUUACGGUCUUAGGCGUUUUUCUUGAAAUUACGUUUAGUUUCAUACAGUGUAAAUAUUAAUUAGUUAUUUUAGUUAUAAUCUUGGGAUUUAAUGAGUUAAUGAUUUGGUAAAAAAAAAAUGGUAAGGUCAUUUGUGUUUCACUAAAAUGUACUGAUUAUUUUUAGUAAUUUUAAUAUAUAUUAUAUGUAAACCACUAAGGGCAUAUCUCCUCAUCUAUGGUAACAAAUGUAAUUUUGUAUAAGUAGUUGUGGAAAGGCCUAAAAAUCUGAUAAAUAACCUGUAAAAUAUAUUGUAAGAUAUACCUAAGAUUUUGGAUAUCGUUAAUUAAUAUUUAUACUUUUACAAUAUUCUUUUGUUUCUGAUGUUAAUCAGUGCCAAAAAUAUUUUGAGCUCUCCAUAGCAACAUAUAGUAAUAUAAAUCAUUAAUAGAUAUAAAAUGUUCCUGUAAAUUAAAAAGUUUUCAAUCAUACAUUGUUAAUCUGCUUUAUGAUUGUUGGUGUAGUUAAGAUUCACCUUUACUUAUUACUGAUUCCGAAAUGAAAAGCAGUAAUUACAAGGAUUUAUUGGACACUAAAUGCUUAUUCUAUGGAAUACAUAGUUCAAACAGUGAUAUUGUAAUAGAUAUUUUAUUAAGCUCUACGUUCUUCAUUUUAACGUGCGAUAUAUCAUGAAACUACCAAAACCACACUCUUGACCUUAACGGUAUAAUUCUAAAUACUCAUGUUUCGCCGAAUGUUAUAGUAUCAAUGUAAAUAGAUAUUAUUUCCUGAAAAGAGAAGAUAUUUUUCCUAGUUGGUGAUGAAACGGUGUAGACGAAAAUUGUUGUUAAAACAUGCUUCCUUGUUUUCGCAUUUCUGUAAGAAUGUACAAAUUAAGUGAUAUGAACAAUUUUAAAAGUGUUUGUCUUGGAUUGCGUGCGAUUUUAUAUCGAAAGUUAAUGUUUAAAGAUAUAAUAGUCAAUUGUCGAUUCCCGAUUGAGACGCCGUGAAUAUAUGGAGCUAUUAACAUUGUAAUAUUUCGGUUUUAUUCAAAUAAACAAGCAUUUUUGUGGGUUAAGGUACCAUUAUAUUUAAUGUACGGCGUAUACCUAAGACAGGGUGUAAAGACACGAGGAUGUUCCUUAAUUAAAUUCGACGAAUUAAUUUAUAGAGUAAAUCCAAAAUAUUUGUAUUUUAUUUAAGGUAUUUUGUCUACUGUUAGAUAAGUCUAAGGUUAAUCAAAUUAACCUGUUUUAUGGUUAUAAUUUACCCAAAAUCUACCUAAAUAUCAUUCACAGAUGAAAUGUUGUAUUUUUAUUUGUAUAAUGACCUUUGUUUGUCGAUAGCAUUAUAUCUGCCUUAGGUCAUUGAGUUCUAUCAAAUACUUUUAAUUAGUCUUGGUUUUUAAUGAUGUGGCUUUUAUUUUAGGUACUUACGUACGUAGAAUAAAACUAUAUUUUAAUAUUCGUACUUGACGGCGUCUUAAUGUAAAAAUUGUCCAUAGAUGAGGUUCACUUUUGUCAUCUUUGUGGUUUGAUAAUAAAGUGACUUAAUGAUUAUUA
Messenger RNA from Trichoplusia ni (cabbage looper), 7211 nucleotides. RefSeq names its product zinc finger protein Xfin-like. The record is from RefSeq and is a predicted model, not a curated record. Lineage: Eukaryota; Metazoa; Arthropoda; Insecta; Lepidoptera; Noctuidae. Gene Ontology annotation, molecular function: zinc ion binding. Gene Ontology annotation, cellular component: nucleus. The coding region runs from base 265 to 5049 and encodes 1594 amino acids. The transcript is spliced from 5 exons.